Molecule: messenger RNA, 1449 nt
Organism: Labrus mixtus (cuckoo wrasse)
Lineage: Eukaryota; Metazoa; Chordata; Actinopteri; Labriformes; Labridae
Gene: cenpk
Product: centromere protein K
Exons: 10
Coding region: 96-881 (261 amino acids)
Biological process (GO): kinetochore assembly; mitotic sister chromatid segregation
Cellular component (GO): nucleus
Source: RefSeq, a predicted model, not a curated record
CGUCAUCAAUGUUGGCGGUAUUUUGAAAAAUAGGCUCUGCUGUCUGUUGUUGUAGUCCGCGUCGUGGAGGGAAAAAACUGUGGUAUUUGGAGAUUAUGGCGGAGAUGAAACCAGCAGAGCUGUCAGAGGAGGCUCUUAACGAGCUGAUGGGUUUGUGUGAGAACCAGUUUGCUCAGCUGGAAAAGCUUCAGAAUGAGAUUAUUCUGUGUGAACCAGAUUUCUGCGAGACUCCACAGGAGCAGUCAGUGAAUCAACUGAUGGCAACAGAAGCUGAGCUGAAGCAGUGGAUGACCGUGGAGCCCAAAUUGUUGGCUCGAAAUUCUGAAGUUUUACUUCAAGCUGGAAAAGACGAGAUGCUCAAGCUGUGCUCGGAACUUGAGAUGAUUGCUUCCUGCUACGAAGCAAAGCGAGACAAACUGAGGGAAACAAAAGAACAGGAACUGAAAUGGAUGGAGGAGAAGAAACAGGCGCUGAUGGCAGCCAAAGAUCAUGUUGAACGACUUCAGAGUGAAAAGGAGAAAUUGUCAGAGCUCAGUGUAUUGCAGGACACCAAGGCCAAAAUUCAGAAGAUGAAGGUCUAUCAGGAUCAGUUAAUGGAGUCUCUAGCAGAAGUCCUGGGGAAACACGUCCCUCUGCCUCACAACGAAUCCAGUUCAAACAAGAAGAAGAAGAACAUUACCCCAGAGCUCAAUGAAGACUUGAUUUCACUUAAUGAAAUUCUGGAGCUGCUCAUGAACAAAGUCCUGACCACACCACACGACCCCUACAUGACGAUAGACGACACAUUCUGGCCCCCCUACGUAGAAAUGCUGCUCCGCUAUGGUAUUGCAGUGAGGCAUCAAGGAAAUAACUUCAAGAUCCGCCUGGAAACCUUUUGGUAAGGCAGUGGUGCAUCAGGCCUACCGCCUCUCAAUGUCUGCUUGUGUAAUGAUAUCAUUAUGUAUAUUUAUGUAAACUGAUGUGAAGAAUAACGGAGCGAGAAAAGUAAUGAUGCUCAUGCUAGCUGUAUGUAUGUGAGUUGUUAAGUUUCACAGCCCCGUGCAUUUCUAAAAUGAUUUAUUUACAAGAUGCUCUUUGCACUUCACAUGUAUGUUUUUUUAUGUUUGUUUACGAAUAGUUUUGUUUGUACAUAGAAAUAAUGGGUCCUGUUAAUUUCUGCUUGUAUUUUAUAUAAGCAUUCAGUUCAGUCCAAUUUAGACAAUGUGCUGAUAUUUGACUCCAAAGGGUUAAAGUCUUCUCUAAGCUAUUUUCUUUUAUCAAAGGCAAGGUUUUAAUCAGAGAAAGGCGAUGUGUGUUAUUAUUUUAUAUAUUAAAUGUUUACUUUCCAUGCAAUGUUUUUCAAAUGUCUUGAAGGUUUUCUUGCCUAUAUAUAAUCAGACUGUGGACUGUAUAUACUGACAAUUUCUCUGUAAAUGUUUGUGUUCAUGUUCAAUAAACGUGGGAACUUUG